AUGGUGGUACAGAAGCGGCAUAGCAGACCCAGACAAGCAGACAAGCAGACAAGCAAGUUUGUCGUGUCUACAAUUUGUGUCCUUGUGGCUCGUAACAAUUGUACCGUCCUAACGGUGUCUUCUUCCAGCCUGGCCACGGUUCGUCCAAUGGUCUUCGGCUGGAUCAAAAGUACAAAUUCGAGGCUUUUAAUGCUCGGACCACGUGAACAAAAGGCCAUCCCUGCAGUCUUUGUCUACUCCUCUGAUGUCCGUCUACCUACCUCGUCCUACGGACAGAUCAACAGUUCUAGGCAUGCGCUGACGCGACAACAUGGCACCUACUACCCAAACGUACCGGCCCUUGUAAUCCAAUCGUUUCUAAGUCUAAGGGUGAUGGCUGGGCAGGAGUUCAAUGGCGUAUUCGAGGGCUUGACAGCCCUGACAACAGCCAGUGCGGCAGGCCUCCAGUUUUCAGCCAGCCCCGGCGGCCAACUACAGACCGCCGACAUGUUGGUGUCAGUGGGCGUUGACAGGACGACCUCUAGUCGACCGGCCGUCGAGCAGCGCCGGUAUCGCCUGUGUCUGCGUGAGGUUCUCGGCUCGCAUGUUUGCGUUCAUCCGGACUGCCGGCAAGCGGCAGAGGGUUUCACAGAGUCCGGAAUUUUUGCUUGUCGCCGAGCGGAGAGACCGUUGCCUCGGGAGAUUAUUGAGGCGACAGUCGCAGAGGAAGCUUUGACUGAAGAGGCGACAGGCAGCGCCGUUAAGGCCGAUGCGACAAAUGAAGACGUCUCAAGUCUGAUAAAGGCGAGUCCCAUUUUAGUGCAAGUCGAUCUUCCCAUCCUCCGUCGGGACGCGGAUCUGUCAAGAGAUGAUGAAGUACUGGUAAUUCAAUCUUCCAACAAUGCUAUGAGUAUGCUUAAUGUCAAUUGA
Protopolystoma xenopodis is the source of this 909-nucleotide messenger RNA. The record is from the annotation of a GenBank genome assembly. Lineage: Eukaryota; Metazoa; Platyhelminthes; Monogenea; Polystomatidea; Polystomatidae.